Molecule: messenger RNA, 576 nt
Organism: Prunus armeniaca (apricot)
Lineage: Eukaryota; Viridiplantae; Streptophyta; Magnoliopsida; Rosales; Rosaceae
Source: the annotation of a GenBank genome assembly
AUGAAGCUUUGCCAAGGGACACUGCCAAAGUUUUACCAAGGUCACCAGAACAUAACACUACUCAACGUGGCCUUGACCGGCCAAACGCAGUACGGAAACACUUUGAUGAAUGCACUGCAACAGCAACAACAAAGACUCCUUCUCUUUGAGCGUCUCAUCUAUUUAGCAUCAGCACUUUGUGUUUCAUCAUUCGGUACCAGAGCUUUGCUACGCUCUUGGGCUGCUACCAUUCUAAUGGCAGCUAGAAGAGGUAGAGGAAAGCGUGGAAACCAUAUGGGGGACCACGAUUUUAGGGAUGAGCGAGAUGAAGAAAUUCAGGCACUUCGAAGACAAGUUGAGCAGCUGACAUUACAUCUCAAACGCCAAGAAGCCCGCAGCGAGAGUGGUGGGUCCUCCAGUGAUGAAGGUGAGGUGAAUCCUUUCGGGCACUAUAGAAGGAAUUAUCAUGAUUCUUUCAAGGUUGCACUACCAGAAUUUCAUGGUCGUUUUCAUCCUGUGAGUGGCUUAGUUCCAUUGAGAAGUAUUUUGACUAUAAAGAGACACCAGCAGAACAAAGAAUCAAGAUUGUGGCACUAA